AUGAGGUAAUGACCUAUUGCCAGCGUUUUCAAUUUGUUUUUAAGUGAUUUGGUACAUCCCACUUCUCUAAAAAUAUUUGUUUGGAAUCCUCAGAAAUGGCACUUCUGUCUUUAUGGGUGUCGGUUUUUCUGAGUGCCUUUUUGACAACAGACAACGCGGUAGCUCCUAAUCCGAUCUAUGGGAAUAAUCAACAAUCCCGUGGUCCGUUUGGUGUUAGCCCAAGUUUGAGAAAUCCUAAACUACGACUUGGACUUCCAUUGGUAAAGACCGCGCCUUCUCAAAAUUCUAACUUAGCCCCGCCUUUGUCAAACCAUCAGGGCGUUCAUGUUAUUGGCAAAGCGGCUCAACAAGCUCCGCCUCUGUCAAACCACCAGGGCGUUUACGUUGUUGGCAAAGCGACUCAACAAGACUCACUUGAAAAGAGACCCGGGGAAUUAAAUCAAAGCCAUCAACUCAGUAUGAGUGUGACACCUAGUAAACAGCCUGCUCGGCAAAUAGCACAGGGUGAUCAGACCAAACCAGCAGCUACUAAGAACGAGGACAAUGACGUCAAUAACAAUAAUUGUGGAUGUUGCUGUGGCACAAAUAAUAACAAUAACGGUGGCAAAAAUAACGGAAACAAUUGUUGUGGCUGCUGCUGUUGCUGUUGCCAGCCGUGUUGCUGCUGUCAGCCAUGUUGUUGUUGUUGUCAUCAUCACCACGAUCACGACCACGACUGUUGCGUGCAUCACGAUUGCUGCGUGCAUCACCUUCAUCACGUUACCCAUGAAUGUCCUUGCACAUGUGCACAAUCUUGCUGCUGUGGAUGCCCACAAAGUUGUGGCUGUGGAUGUGCACAGCCUUGUGGCUGCGGUUGUGGAUGUGGUUGCGGAAGUCUGGACCCACUCUGUCAGGGUUGCGCUGCACCCUGUGGUUGUGGGUUAGCGGCAUGUGGAUGUCCUUUCCAGAUUUCCCCUUGCUGUUGCUGUGGGUACACAACCGAGUGUGGCGAUUAUCACUAUGAUAUCUUCGCAGAAGACAGUGAAGGGCCUGAGAAAGAAGCAAGUAAAAACAAAAAGCAAGAGAAAGGAGAUCGCCGCCAGCUCAUCCUUCCACCAGGAUAUCUUUUCCCCGCGUUUCGCCGUUUCGAAAAGUUUCUCAAGAGGACGAAGGUUCCAUAUUCUAAACGAGUGCACCAGUAUAUGGCAAAGCUGCGCCGUCAAGUGACACCGUUUCAGUUUUGGUAUCCCUAAAAAAUGUGCUUCCAUAGAUGUGCUUAAGUUGUUACAAUUUAGUGUCCACAUUGUAUUGAUACUAAUGGUUUGACUUGGUAUUCAUUGAGGAAAUACAUUGAAAGCAACUGUUA
Molecule: messenger RNA, 1345 nt
Organism: Orbicella faveolata
Lineage: Eukaryota; Metazoa; Cnidaria; Anthozoa; Scleractinia; Merulinidae
Source: RefSeq, a predicted model, not a curated record